Molecule: messenger RNA, 636 nt
Organism: Cottoperca gobio
Lineage: Eukaryota; Metazoa; Chordata; Actinopteri; Perciformes; Bovichtidae
Product: claudin-4-like
Exons: 1
Coding region: 1-636 (211 amino acids)
Cellular component (GO): bicellular tight junction; membrane
Molecular function (GO): structural molecule activity
Source: RefSeq, a predicted model, not a curated record
AUGGUUUCUCAGGGGAUUCAGAUCAUUGGUAUAUCGAUGGCCGUGAUUGGCUGGUUCAUGGUCAUCGUGGUGUGCGCCUUACCCAUGUGGAAGGUCACUGCUUUCAUCGGAGCCAACAUCAUCACGGCUCAGACCAUCUGGCAGGGCAUGUGGAUGAACUGUGUGGUGCAGAGUACAGGCCAGAUGCAGUGCAAGGUGUAUGACUCCAUGCUGGCUCUGCCCCGGGACCUGCAGGCCGCUCGUGCCAUGAUCGUCAUCUCCAUCAUGACUGGAAUCUUUGGAGUGAUCUUGUCAAUCGCUGGUGGGAAAUGCACCAACUGCAUCGAGGAGGAGCGAUCCAAGGCGAAGGCUUGCAUCCUGGCUGGAGUUCUGUUCAUCGUCUCGGGGUUGCUCUGCAUCAUUCCAGUCUCCUGGUCUGCCAACACCAUCAUCACCAACUUCUACAACCCGCUGUUGAUCGAAGCCCAGAGGUACGAGUUAGGAGCGGCACUGUAUAUCGGCUGGGCAGCUGCUGCCCUGCUGCUGUUAGGAGGGGGUCUACUGUGCUGGAACUGCCCCCCCAAACAUCAACACCCCCACUACGUACCCAAAUUCAGACCUGUGAAGACGGUCUCCACAUCAAGAGAAUACGUAUAA